Messenger RNA from Diaporthe citri, 351 nucleotides. RefSeq lists its product as uncharacterized. The record is from RefSeq and is a predicted model, not a curated record. The transcript is spliced from 2 exons. The coding region runs from base 1 to 351 and encodes 116 amino acids. NCBI's taxonomy places the organism in Eukaryota, Fungi, Ascomycota, Sordariomycetes, Diaporthales, Diaporthaceae.
AUGGAAGCAUUCGUCCUUGAAGUCGACUAUACUAUGGUUCUCGAGCCAUCGUAUCCACGUUACAGUACUCUGUCCUGUCCGGGAGUCCCAAGCCAGAAGAAGAUCUCUCGAUUCUCAAAGGAAGAUUCUGCACGCAAGAAAGCAUUGAAGGGACGGAGGGGCUGCCGUUGUUGCGUGGAAUGUGGCUUCUGGAAGCACGGCGAUGGUUUCGUGCGCAGCCUGGCCAAACGAGGCUCACCACGAUUCCGUCUCCGCAUGUUCCGAACCUGCAACCACUGCUCUCGACGUCGAAAGAGCCUGGACGAGGACGAGCAUUUCGACCAGUAUGGUGGCCUUGACUCGGAUCCAUAG